AUGGCAUGGCGUCACAAGGCGGUGGUUCCGGGGGCAAAGGCUCUCGGCAUCAUCUCCUUUGACGCUGGAAAAACCAUGUGCCGCCUCAUCUCCCUCUACCACUCUCUCUCCGACGAAGAAAUCGCCAAGCUCAACCGCGAGGUGAUCAAGUCGAAAGGUAUAACCUACUUGAAUUCCCAACAUGAAUGCUUCCUCCUCAACCUGGCCGCCGCGGAGCGCCUGGAAGAGCUUGACACGGUUGCCGACAGCGUCUCUCGGCUCGGCCGGAAAUGCUUCGACCGCAGCCUCGGAAGCUUUGACCUUGUUUAUGCCGAUCUAAAGCUCGGCCUUAUCGAUCUCCGGAAGUUAGGUUAUGGUUCGCGUAACAGUCUUAAGAUCAUCUCCAAAAUGGAGAAACUUGUUUCUUCUACCAGGAAUCUCUACAUGGCCAUGGAAUCCAUGGCGGUACUAGAAAAUUCAGAGAAGAAGAGACAAAGAUUGAAGACUAAUGAUUAUAACAACUGGUCGAAACAAAACUUGGAUUACUUGAAUGAGGAGAUAGCAUGUUGUAGAAAACAAGUGCAGCAUUAUAAGGAAGUUUCGUUAUGGAAUCAAACAUUGGACAAAACCGUUGGAAUCAUGGCUAAGGUAGUUUGCAUUGUCUACGCUAGAAUUUGUUCUGUUUUUGGAGGGUACAUUGCUAACUGCAGCUGCUAUAAUAUAAAUGGUGAUGGUGACAAUGAAAACAAUAAUUGUUGCUGUCUCUUGGAACACCGUGAGUUGUACAAGAAGAAUUAUUGUCUGUACGAGGAAUCACUUCACAAGCGUGUCUCAAGAUCGGGUCCAAUUCCAAAGGCUAAUAGCAACAAAACCGGUGUAAUUCGUUUCUUGAACCGUGAAUUUGAUAGGCCAACGAAUGGCGUUAACAAUAGGGUUUUGCGGCUGGCGCCGCCGUCGACGGUGGGUGGGGCGGGGCUUGCGGCGAGGUACGCAGAGGUGGUUUUGCUUGCGGAGCAGUGGCUGCACGCGCCGGCGAUUGUGGGGGAGGACGCGCGGGAGGCGUUUUACGGGAUGUUGCCGGAGAGAGUGAGACGAAAGGUGGCGGCGAAGCUGAAGGGGAGGUGGCGGAGGGAAGAGGAGGAGGAGGCGCUGGCGGAAGGGUGGCGGGACGCGGUGGAGGAGCUCCUGGAGUGGCUAUCGCCAGUGGCGCAUGACACAGUGCGGUGGCAGGCGGAGAGGAGCAUGGAGACGGCGAAGUUUGAGGCGAAGACGACGGCGCUGCUGCUGCAGACGCUGCAUUACUCCGACUUGGAGAAGGCGGAAGCCGCCAUUGUGGAGGUGUUGGUGGGUUUGAGUUGCAUAUAUUGGUGUGAGAGAACACGAAAUAAAAAAAACAAGAGAAAUUAUUGCUGGUCCUAG
Molecule: messenger RNA, 1398 nt
Organism: Sphenostylis stenocarpa
Lineage: Eukaryota; Viridiplantae; Streptophyta; Magnoliopsida; Fabales; Fabaceae
Source: the annotation of a GenBank genome assembly